Saimiri boliviensis boliviensis (Bolivian squirrel monkey) is the source of this 1358-nucleotide messenger RNA. RefSeq names its product RAB25, member RAS oncogene family (gene RAB25). Gene Ontology annotation, molecular function: GTP binding; GTPase activity. The record is from RefSeq and is a predicted model, not a curated record. Lineage: Eukaryota; Metazoa; Chordata; Mammalia; Primates; Cebidae.
GAUUUCUGAGGGGCUAUCGGUUGCUCAUUAGUUGCGGGGCCUGCCCUCACCACAGAUUCCAGAAAGCCCAGCAAUGCACACUCAGCCCUCAGUGGGCCGUCUCUGAAGGUUCUGUCCCUGUUUCUCGCUGGUUCUCCGGCCUGCAGGAGCCCAGGCUGAGAGCAGACACCCAACCUGCCGAACCUGUCUGACGUCAUCGUCUCUCCACCCACCUGGGCCCCAGGUCUCCAGCCGCCCAGCUCUUCCUGUUCUCAGCUUCCGUCCUCUCAGCCUCCUCACAGCACCCCCACCUGCCAGAGCUGAUCUUCCCUAGGCCCUGCCUAACCUUGAGUUGGCCCCCAAUCCCCCUGGCUGCAAAAGUCUCCUUACCGCCAAUGAGAGGAGGGGCAGGCCCAGAUCUUUUGCGAGCUGAGGGUUGAAGGCAUUGAGCCAACACAGAGACUUGUCACCUCUGACCCCGAAGACACCUGCACCCUCCAUGCGGAGCCAAGAUGGGGAAUGGAAAGGAAGAAGAUUAUAACUUUGUCUUCAAGGUGGUGCUGAUCGGCGAAUCAGGUGUGGGGAAGACCAAUCUGCUCUCCCGAUUCACGCGCAAUGAGUUCAGCCACGACAGCCGCACCACCAUCGGGGUUGAGUUCUCCACCCGCACUGUGAUGUUGGGCACCGCUGCUGUCAAGGCUCAGAUCUGGGACACAGCUGGCCUGGAGCGGUACCGAGCCAUCACCUCGGCGUACUAUCGUGGUGCAGUGGGAGCCCUCCUGGUGUUUGACCUAACGAAGCACCACACCUAUGCUGUGGUGGAGCGCUGGCUGAAGGAGCUCUAUGACCAUGCUGAAGCCACAAUCGUUGUCAUGCUCGUGGGUAACAAGAGUGACCUCAGCCAGGCCCGCGAAGUGCCCACUGAGGAGGCCCGCAUGUUCGCUGAAAACAAUGGACUGCUCUUCCUGGAGACCUCAGCCCUGGACUCCACCAACGUUGAGCUAGCCUUUGAGACUGUCCUAAAAGAGAUCUUUGAGAAGGUGUCCAAGCAGAGACAGAACAGCACCCGGACCAAUGCCAUCACUCUGGGCAGUGCUCAGGGUGGGCAGGAGCCUGGCUCUGGGGAGAAGAGGGCCUGUUGCAUCAGCCUCUGACCUUGGCCAGCAUCAGCCUGCCCCAACUGGCUUCUGGUACCCCCUGUCCCCACCUCAGCCCCAGGGCCUUUCCCUGCCCUUUGGUUCCAGAUGUCAGACUGUUCCCUAUUCACAGCACCCCCAGGGCCUUAAGGUCUUCAUGCCCUAUCACAAAUACCUCUUUUAUCUGUCCACUCCUCAGACUCAGACCCUCAAAUAAAGCUGUUCUGUAUCAACGCCUGGUCA